Messenger RNA from Caenorhabditis auriculariae, 2034 nucleotides. Lineage: Eukaryota; Metazoa; Nematoda; Chromadorea; Rhabditida; Rhabditidae. The record is from the annotation of a GenBank genome assembly.
AUGGCCGUUGUAGCUUCUGGAGUUUCCAGGCUUUUUGGCCAGCUACGAGAUGGAGCCAAAGGUUUUUUUUUUGAGAGAAAAAAUUAGAAAUGAGAUGAAAAACGUAAUUUCAGGGAUGUUGCCAUUAUUGAUCCUCGCAAUUUACACGAUCAUCGGAGCAAUUCUAUUUCGUGAGUUGGAGGGUCCGAACGAGCAGCACAUGCUCCAAGAGCAGCAGAAAGAUCGCGAUGCUCUUAUGCAGGUGUGUGAGAGUAUCCGAUUUCGUUAAGGUCGUUGUUCUUCUUCAGCGGACCAUUAUCAAACUGAACGCCAUUCAAAUGAAACGACAACGAACGAGAUUUUCCGCCCAGGCGGAGUCAAACGCGACGGCUGUGACUUUGACAGAGUUUCAGGAAAAACUAGGGAUACUGCCGGUCGGUUUUAUCGGUGAAAUCCUGGCUAGAAGAAUUUACAUCACAGAUUGAUCCUGAGAAAGAUGUUCAUUGGACUUUUCUAGGUUCACUUUUCUACUGCAUGACAGUUUACACAACAAUUGGUGAGACAUAAAUCAUAUUGUUGAAAAUUUAGUCAGCAAAAAAUGAAAACAAUACUUCAUUCCCCCAGCCUGAGAUAGUCUGAGUUGUCUGGUCUGUAUUCUAUCUCCUCAUUGAUGACAGAAAAGAAGCCUCAGGCAGUCCAGACUGUUGCGAUUUAUUCUUUAAAACUUGAGUUUUUUACCUUUUUUGAGCUCUUCUUUUCCAGGUUACGGUAACAUUGUUCCGUUUACAAUCCCGGGACGGAUUCUCACAAUUUUGUACGCUUUCUGUGGGAUUCCACUGACAGUCAUCAGUCUUAUCUGUCUUGGUUCUUUAUUUGCCAAGCUGUGCAAACUGAUUUGGAAGCUCAUAAUUAAAUCAACUGGUGUUGUGAGCAAGGACCUUGAAAGAAAGGUUAGUUGACUUUGACAGAUUAAAGUCAUUCGAAUUCAGAUGACGGAUGCGGUUGGAAUGAACGAAGAGGGACACACAACUGUCAAAGGGAACGUGGAAGAAACAUCGGAUCAAGACGACUUACUUUCUUUCCCGAUCUCGAUCUUACUUGUGGCCACGAUCAUCUACGUUUUCCUCUGUGCGGCUAUUUUUAUGGCUUUUGAAGAUUGGACCUAUGGAACUUCGCUGUAUUUUACUCUUAUUUCUUUCACAACUAUUGGAUUCGGCGAUGUCCUUCCAACUGAUUAUGACUACAUGAUCAUCGUUUCCAUCCUUUUGUUGAUAGGAUUAUCGAUCGUUUCUACUGUCAUGAAUAUCAUCCAACAGCAAAUUGAAGCUUUAGCAUCGGUACCCUUAUAAACUAAAUUCUGAGAUUUAUGAGAGUUCAGGGAGUUAAAGAUAACAUCGACAAAGAAUACAUGGCGGCUCUUGCUGAUGCUCAAGAUGAAGGUGAACUUCCUGCUGAAGACGUCGCUGAUGAACGCGAGAAAGAUGCAGGAAGUAAGAAAAAAACUUUUUUUAUUUGGUUGGAAUUUGAAUUUUUUUGGUCUUCUCAAGAAAAAAACUUUAAUUUUUUUCCAACAAUCUGAUUCUAAUUGGCUAAACAUCUAAAGAAAAAUACUUUCUGCAUCAUUUCCUUGCAGAGCAGGACGGUCGAUCGUUGAACACAGUUGUUUCGAAGAUGCCGUUGAAAAAUCGGGCCUUGUUCUACAUGAUGCCAAGCAACGCCAAAAAACAGCUUGCAAAACAUUCAGAAAACAAGAUGAACAAGCACAACAGAAGCUCUCAGACAGGAACUGACCUCCUUCAGGUUUUCAUUAAACUUAUUAUCUUUUCAAAUUCAAAUGACGGUCAGGCUCUACUGAAAGAAGAAAUUCUGAAACUGGAACUCAACAACGAGCUCCCAAAGUACGCAAUGAACCAACCGAUUGCUCCUCCACGAAAUUCCAAUCAAGCCCGAGUUGUCAGUACCGACGUUCGAGAAAAAGCCGUGCCGAUUGAGGUUAUCCGCGUCGAAACGAAUCCCUCAACAUCUGUUAGAAAGUCCGAAGAACACGAAGUUUGA